UAAGUCCACUCCACAAAUUUUCCUUAACCAAAAACCACAAGAACCAAAACCUGCCCUACUACCCAAUACUCUGUUUUUUUUUCCAAACAUGGGGAUUCAACUACAAGGAAUCGCUCACCACGCCAGGCAAAAGCUGCAACGAACGUUAUCGGCCCGGCUAGCGAGUGUCGUAGCGACGUGCAACAAUGUGCCGAAAGGGCACGUUGCGGUUUACGUUGGAGAAGAAGGGUACAGGAAGAGGUUCAUCAUCCCUGUGACGUAUCUGAACCAUCCUCUGUUCCAAAUCUUGCUGAAUCGAGCCGAGGAAGAGUUCGGGUUCGACCACCCAAUGGGUGGUCUGACCAUUCCUUGCAGUGAAGAGUACUUCAUUAGUCUAACUUCAGCGCUGAACUGCUGAGUUGAUUCAUUGCCUUUGGGGCAAUUCGUUUCCUGGGAAGAAAAGAAUGAUCAGGAAAGUAGUGUAUUUUUCGUUUUUUAAGUGUUUGAUGAGCUUCUAAGAGGUGAACAUUCUUCAAGCAGGCUUGCUGUUUCUACAGUUUUUGUGGGCACAAAUUGAAGUGCUCAAUGUAAUGUGUGUAAAUUAAUGAAUACACAUUUUCAAUCUUGUAAUCACAAAAGAUUAGAAUAAGGACCAGCUUGUUUGCCGGUAAUACGAGGAUCAUAGUAUUCGUCAAUAUUGAAGUUUAUGUUUUAGAACCAGUAAUCAUCUUAUAAAUAAAUGAGGAGUAUCAUUGGUUGCCUUCGGAAAGAAGAAAAAAAAUUGGAAAAAAGAAAGACAAAAUACUUCUAUGUGGCUCAAGGUUUGAUAGUUUCGACGAAAAUGAGUCCUACUUGUUUUAAAACUACUAUUAUGAUCCAAUAAUUGGACCAUGGAGAUAGAAACUAUUUGCAUUUCGUUUUUUAUCUGAAACUUAAUUCAAACUGAUUUGGUCAUUCAAGUUACAUUUCUUUUUCAAAGUGGUCUAUUUAUGAUUGAAUUCUCAUUGUGGUUAUCGCUACGUCAUCUGUUUCUACUUUCUAACAUAUACAAUUGAGUUGGAUUAAAAUCGCACGGAACUGAAAGCCCGAUCGUUUUUUCCUCCAUGUCGCGUAUCAUAUUCGCCAUUUCAAACAUAUUACAUUAGUUUUAUUUAUUUAUCAAAUGGUCACUAAUUGCAAUCCGAUAACGAUGCUCACAACCCAUUCGGGAGAACAUGCUCACAUGCGCCAAAGGUCGUCUGAUCGAGCGCAAUGCAGUGGCAUUUUUGUAAUAAAAUGUCAUCUAGCCCAUCCAGCAGCCGCGAUACAACCGCACGGGAUCCAAUGGCCCUUGACACCUGGGAGCAUGUUCUUAUAGUUGGGUUGUGAGGAUUUUAGCAAAAUUGCACAAAUUGGCCAAUUGGGUACAUUAUUUGGGGUAAAAUAUGAAAGAUGUGAAGAUAUGAGGGCAACAUGUACUUUGUCCUGACACCAAAUGAUAAAUUUGGGUGUUAUCUUGAGGAGAACUAUGCCCUUGUGCACACACAACAAAAAGCAGCUACUAGCUGGUACUAAAAAUAGUAAAACAGAGCACAUGUUCACCACAUGAAAAGAGAUCUUGAGAAGGCCUUCCAACUUCAAGUGGAGCAAUUUGUUUGGCCAUUAAAACUAUGCUCUCUCUCAAAUGAUUGAUUCACUGAUUGGGAAGUUGGGAACCCUAAAAUAUCCUUUUCCUUUGUGAGGAGGAUAUCCAAUCCCCAAACACAACAACAAUCUAUCAAUUCAUUUAUAACAGAGGAUAGAUAAAAGAAAGAAUAGCCUUCUGUUCUGACACAAAACCAAACCGUUUCUCUUGAUUUCCCCCAUCUGAUGUUCUGACACCACCCAACCCUCUUCCUUCAAGUAGUUUGUUUGUUUAACCUUGACGUAAGAAAGUCCAAGUUUCACAACUUGAACGCCACUUCGACUCCUGCAGUGGUAUGCAUCAGCAUUCACGAGUUGGAACAGGGUUAUUGUGUUGUUAGCAACCCGGUAUAUGAGAAUGUGCUCACAACGUGCUUAUACUACGCAUUUAUUAGGAAUGGGCAGGGAUUUCUAUUUACAGUAGAAAUGGUAAUUAUUAUUGUGAUUAAUAGUUAGCGAUGAUAAAAUAUAACAUACAAGAAAUCACUUAUGUGUGGAUUGGGAAAAUUGGUUUUCAUGAUAUUCGAACAAUUAUAUCUCGAGCCUUUUGAUACGAUAAUUAUUAUUGUGAUUAAUAGUUAGCGAUGAUAAAAUAUAACAUACAAGAAAUC
Messenger RNA from Linum trigynum, 2252 nucleotides. NCBI's taxonomy places the organism in Eukaryota, Viridiplantae, Streptophyta, Magnoliopsida, Malpighiales, Linaceae. The record is from the annotation of a GenBank genome assembly.